Diospyros lotus (date-plum) is the source of this 3182-nucleotide messenger RNA. Its product is annotated as NAC domain-containing protein 48-like. Gene Ontology annotation, biological process: regulation of DNA-templated transcription. The record is from RefSeq and is a predicted model, not a curated record. Lineage: Eukaryota; Viridiplantae; Streptophyta; Magnoliopsida; Ericales; Ebenaceae. Gene Ontology annotation, molecular function: DNA binding. The transcript has 3 exons. The coding region runs from base 195 to 1307 and encodes 370 amino acids.
CAAGUCACAGUUGGAGAUAAAAUACUUCAAAUCCUUUCAUAGUUAUCCUUAAUUUUAUCACUAACUCAAACCCUUUUAUCCCAACAAACCAAAUUACAAGAGUCCUACGCCGCUGCGCUUCAAUCUAUCUUUGUUUGUUGGUUAAUAAUUCCACAGAGCAGCAACGUCCGAGAAGAAGUCUUCUUGAAGCAGCAAUGCGGGAAAGGCAGCCGAAUCUCGUGCCGUCUGUUACUGAUAAAGAGGAGGAGGAGGAGCCGGCUCCUGAUGGAGCUCUUCAUGGCGUGGAAGACGAAGCAAACCCGCCACCUUUAAGAGAUCAUGGACGACUGCUCAACUGGGCCAGAAACAUUCUCCUCAACCAUGGCGGCGCCGCCGCCGUUGAACUCAUCGACCGUCACUACGACUACUUUGAUCUGCUCCCGCCGGGGAACAAGUUCUUCCCCUCUGAUUCCGAGCUCAUCGUCUAUUACUUGAAGAGGAAGGUGAUGAACCUGCCCUUGCCCCCCCACAGGAUAUGGAGCGUCGAGCUUUACAAUCACGAUCCCUAUUAUCUUUCUGAGAGGUACAAACGGUGGGGGCUGAAGGAUUGGUACUUCUUCACGCCGAGGGAGAGGAAGUACCCUAAUGGGGAUCGUCCGAGACGAACCACAGGGAACGGGUACUGGAAGGCGACAGGAUCUGACAAGGCAAUCAAAUGGGGACGCUCCAUUAUUGGGUUCAGGAAAACUUUGGUUUUCUACGUGGGGAAUCCACCGAAUGGGAGCAAGACCGAUUGGAUCAUGCACGAGUUCCGAGUCAAUUCUCCUCCCCGGGCGAGGACCCACCAACACGACAUGACACUGGAUGAUUGGGUGUUGUGUAGGAUAUAUAAGAAACCUACGAAAAAAAGCCGACCUGCAAAACGACAACGACUCGGAGAAGAAAAAGAUGGCGAUGGUGACGGUGAUGGGGAUGGCAAUGGCAAUGCUGCUGUUUAUCCUCCUCUUCCCUAUCUUCCUCUUGAUUUUCCUCAAAAUGCUCCUAAUUAUCUCAUAACAGACGAUGCUGAUGCUGAUGCCACUGCCGACGCCGGUGCGACUCAACCCACUACUUUCCCGGGUAGCCAGAAUUUCGGCUCAAUUGACGACAAUUUGAGCAUCAACAAUUUGGAAGGGCAUGGACAGGAAACUCAGCCGAAUGGGUCGCGGGAAUUUCUGUUUGGCGGCGAGGAAAAUCUACUUGACAGCUUUGGGUUAUCGUCGGAAUUCGAUUUCUCCUACCAUAGUGACGUAGAGGACUUGGAUGACAUUUUAUCUAAAAAGAAAUGAUCUGCAUCUCUCCCUGUCCCCCUGCCCAGGAACCAGCCCUUUCAUUGGUACCAUGUAACAUGAAUUUGACGCUGCGUUUAUUUAGUUUGGUUUAAGUUUAGUUAGUUAGUUAGUUAAUUAGCCGGCUAUAUAACAAGAAUUUGACGCUGCAUAUAUUUAGUUUGGUUUUAGUUUAGUUUAGUGAGUUAGCCGGCUAUAUAUAUAUAUAUAUAUGGUUGUUCUUUGCCCUCUAUUGGUUGAUGAAUAUGGAACUCUCGGAUAAGUUUUGAGUAGAGGUGUGCUGGAAUGUCUUCCUUCGUUUUUAGUUCUUGAGUUGGAUCGCAAUAACUAGUCUAAUGGGAUCUUUCAGAGGAAAUUAAGUUUAGUUAAGGUUUAACGUACUCCUUUGAUAGCUUCUGCUCCCUAAUCCCUGAUUUAUUGUGGUGUCCUUUAUUAGGCUAUGAUUAGUGAUAUUGACCGAAAGUUUAGGGCUUUAGUUUCAGCAAGGUCCAUUGGUUCUUGUAUGAGGCUUGGUAGGUUGACAAAGGUGUUUUGUGUAUUUGAGGGGGCCUGAUUCUUAGUGCCAUGUCGUCUUUCGUCUUAUUCGUACCACGCUUCUAUUUUAUUAUAGACACACAAACUUGUCAUUAUUUCUCCUGUAGGAGCUUAGGUUUUUCAUGUGUACUUAUGGUAUAUAAAUUAUUAUGCCUAUUUAGUAUACGCGUUAUGACUUAUGUCUCAUAUAUAUAUAUUUUGAAGAUGAUAGGUAGGUAUGAAGAGGGGAAAAAGAUCUCAAUUGGAUGCAGAUAGGUCAUGAGAUAGGGCUCUUGUUCUAUAGUCAAUUUGCUUAUAUGUUUAUUGUAUUUUUAUGUUGUUGGCACUAUGUUAGACUAGAGGCUCAUUAGCAUAAUAGCAUACUGAGAGGCCAGGUGUAUGCCAUGGUUGUUUCCAGAUCCUACAGAUUUAUUUAACUUAAUAAUUUUGCAUCCCCGAUCCAUUAUCACCCUUAUAAUGUUGGGGUUUGAUUUGAUUUUGUUGUGUGGUGGUUUGUAACUUCGAAGGAAUUAGGAAUGUAUAUUUAUGGCCCUGAAUCAAUCAAAGACAUAACUCACAAAAGGGAGUUAGCAAUAGAAAGAUCGAGGUAUAUAAAUAUACAGAAUAUGAACUCGAGAGUUCAGUGAAAGCUGAGAAUCGUCUCCAAAAAGUGCAAAAGCCAGGAAGAUAAGCUUAUGCGUGGCAAAAUCCCAUUUGCCCGAAGCAGCGUUUGGGGAUAAGGAAAUGGAUAUACCAGUUGCCACAAGCUGCAGCAAUAUUCCCCCCCCCCCUUGCCACGUGCACUAUGUUAACAUGAUACUAAUACCCGAACUCAGCCAAUCCCAUAAUAUAUUUGUGUGUAAAGUUAAAGAAAGCAAAAGCAGUGUUCAGGUUCAGGGAAUGGCUUCCAUAACGAUGGCAGCCUCACUCCUCGGCAGCUCGGCGGGGGUGGUCAUCUCCAAACAGCCAUCGACCACCGGGUGCCGUGGGGGAGUUACAGUGGCCAAGGCAUCAGAGGUGAGUACUGCUCAACGAGUGAGUUUGAAAGAGAAGGAGAAGGUGGAAGCUGCCGCUGCCGGCAGCAGCUGCAGCGGGCGGAGGAAGAUGGUGUUUAUGGCGGCAGUGGCAGCGUGCACCGUGGCCAGAGAUGCAAUGGCCGAUGAGCCAAAGGCAGACCCCUGAAGCUAAGAAGAAGUAUGCACCAAUCUGUGUCACAAUGCCAACUGCCCGUAUCUGCCACAAGUGAAGUGAGAGCAUGGAAUGAAUAGUAUUGUCAUUCCAGUGCUUCGAGGGCUUGCUGGUCUGUGACCAAAAUGUACAACUUUUACAACAUAUUCCUAUUAUAAUAUUUGUGUUUUCCGA